UUAUGGAAAGCUUCUGGAUGGAAUGGAUUUCCGCAUCAGCACCACAUCUUCAGUGUGGGACCCCACGGAAAGGACCUCCAGAAAGUGAUGACAGGCCAGCAGAAGCUUGUGUCACUGUGGCUGUUGUCGCUGCUCAUAGUAGCGCUGUGUCCGGGUGCGCAGUACACACACAGUAAGCGUGCGCAAAAAGGCGGGAAGAGCAACAAGACGCCUGCCUCUAAGGGUCCCGGCCUCCCCAAGCAGGGCCUCAAGUGGGCAGGGGCGGCCGGCAUGCUGGGCGGCACGGGCACAGGAUACGGGCUAGGCUUUCUCGGCAGGGCCAAGCACGGCUCCAGGGGGCACGCCGGACAUAAGACGGCGUCCACGGAGAACCACGGCCAAACGUUUUACAACCAGUCGAGGUGGAGAGCUUUUCUGAAAGCGGCGGCGCCUGCUCACAUGAGUAACCUCUUCUUCACCAUGCGGCACGCGCUCACCUUCCUCACUGGGAUCUGUAUGUGCAAACUCUGACCUUCAUGUCUGUAGUGGAAAU
This is a messenger RNA of Corythoichthys intestinalis (scribbled pipefish), 532 nucleotides long. RefSeq names its product shadow of prion protein 2 (gene sprn2). The record is from RefSeq and is a predicted model, not a curated record. The coding region runs from base 88 to 510 and encodes 140 amino acids. NCBI's taxonomy places the organism in Eukaryota, Metazoa, Chordata, Actinopteri, Syngnathiformes, Syngnathidae. The transcript has 2 exons.